This is a messenger RNA of Periophthalmus magnuspinnatus, 477 nucleotides long. Its product is annotated as zinc finger CCCH domain-containing protein 13. The record is from RefSeq and is a predicted model, not a curated record. Lineage: Eukaryota; Metazoa; Chordata; Actinopteri; Gobiiformes; Gobiidae. The transcript is spliced from 2 exons. The annotation marks the transcript as partial.
GAGAGAAAGAGAGAGGCACGCACACACACACAGCCAGAGUGAGCGCAAAGAGAGAGAAAGAGAGAGGCACGCACACACACACAGCCAGAGUGAGCGCAAAGAGAGAGAAAGAGAGAGGCACGCACACACACACAGCCAGAGUGAGCGCAAAGAGAGAGAAAGAGAGAGGCACGCACACACACACAGCCAGAGUGAGCGCAAAGAGAGAGAAAGAGAGAGGCACGCACACACACACAGCCAGAGUGAGCGCAAAGAGAGAGAAAGAGAGAGGCACACACACACACACAGACAGAGUGAGCGCAAAGAGAGAGAAAGAGAGAGGCACGCACACACACACACACACACACACACACACACACACAGCCAGAGUGAGCGCAAAGAGAGAGAAAGAGAGAGGCACGCACACACACACAGCCAGAGUGAGCGCAAGAGAGAAAGAGAGAGGCACGCACACACACACAGCCAGAGUGAGCGCAA